Notolabrus celidotus (New Zealand spotty) is the source of this 3118-nucleotide messenger RNA. It is a transcript of the gene afg2a, whose product is annotated as spermatogenesis associated 5. The transcript has 17 exons. The record is from RefSeq and is a predicted model, not a curated record. Lineage: Eukaryota; Metazoa; Chordata; Actinopteri; Labriformes; Labridae. Gene Ontology annotation, molecular function: ATP hydrolysis activity; ATP binding. The coding region runs from base 94 to 2799 and encodes 901 amino acids. Gene Ontology annotation, cellular component: cytoplasm.
AGGCCGGGCUUAACUGAAACCAGGAAGUUUAUAACACCGCUCCAUGUUUACACAUGUUUGCACGUUCACGUGGAGAAGUUUCUCACUUUUAAAAUGUCUUCAAAGAAAAAUAAAAGCAAGUCUAAAAAGUCGAGUGAAGGGGACAGCUCAGUGUGUCUGAAGGAGGGCUCGAGUGACUCCUCCAACCUGAACACAGCCGGGGAUGAAGGAGGAACCUGCAGGAGUUUAAACUCUUUCACUGUCAUUGAUUUCAUUGAGAAAGCUGAUGAUAAAACACCAAGAUGCAGCCGAUCAACUUUAGCCCAACUGAGCCUCAAUUCAAUGAAGACAGCAAACGUCUGCAUCGGGAGACCAAUCCUCCUGACCAGCUCCACGGGACAACAAGAGGUGUGUUUAGGAUGGCCGGUUGCAUCAUUUCCUGGUGGAAAAGUUGGUCUUCAGAAAUGUUCUCAGAAUAACCUCAGAGUGAAAUCAGGAGCUGAGGUGACGCUGCACCCACUAACAGGUCCUGUUCUUCAGGCGGAGGAGGUCGUUCUAUCCAACAGAUCAAAAGAUGACACGAUAGAGACGGAUGAGUUCAGGAACUUCUUCCUGAGGUCUCUGGUUGGGAACAUCAUUUUGCCAGGAAAUAUCAUCCCCCUGACCUACUUCGGCCGCUCGUGCAGUCUCCGUGUUGAGACCAUAAGAGGGGAGGAUGGUGUCACCCUCAACAGACCGGCUCCCCCCUCAGGAUUGAGCCCUGACACAGAGGAGUCCUCUGUAAUGAACUCUGUGAUUGACUCCUCCGUAUCAAAUGACCUCUCUCUGCAGCUCAGCCUGCUCACUGUAGAUGACAACAACCCAGAAGGGUCACCAAGCACACCCGGAGAGCCCGGGCCUGCAGCCAGCACCCCACGCCGACCAGCCUUCCUCCCCUCUCUCUCCUCACCCUCUGCUCCCUGUACCCCGACUUCAUACAACUCCCAGAAUCCUCCUGGAGACGUUUCAUCAGAGGAUGUUGUCAAUCUGGAGAGCUCACUCAGUUCAGAGAAAUUCUCCACAGCUCUCCCUGGUGGUGUGAUGAGUACUGACACCUUCUACUGCCUCUCCUGCUCCACUAAAGUCAGCUUCAGAAACAGAGCAGGGAGGGAGGAGCCAGAUGAGGAAGCCAGAAAGUCAAAGGUCACAUACGGCAUGAUUGGCGGGCUCAGCAGCCAGUUAGAUGUCAUCAGAGAGACAAUUGAGCUCCCUCUGAAACAUCCUGAGCUGUUCUCAAACUAUGGGAUCCCGCCUCCCCGAGGAGUACUUCUGUAUGGUCCCCCCGGCACAGGAAAGACUAUGAUUGGCCGAGCCAUAGCCAAUGAGGUUGGGGCUCACAUGACGGUGAUCAAUGGCCCAGAGAUCGUGAGCAAAUUCUACGGUGAAACUGAAGCAAGGCUGAGGCAAAUUUUCACAGAAGCGUCUCAGAGACAACCAGCGAUAAUCUUCAUUGAUGAGCUGGACGCUUUGUGUCCGAAGAGAGAAGGAGCACAGAACGAGGUGGAGAAACGAGUGGUUGCCUCCCUCCUGACUCUGAUGGAUGGGAUUGGUUCAGAGGGUCACUCAGGUCAGCUGUUGGUCCUGGGGGCCACAAACCGGCCCCAUGCCCUCGACCCUGCACUGCGCCGACCCGGACGAUUCGACAAAGAGCUGGAGGUGGGAGUUCCUGGUGCUGCGGAGCGUGCAGAUAUUUUGCAGAAGCAGCUGAGAUCCGUACCGUGCAGCGCCACUGCCGAGGAGCUGACGCAGCUGGCCGAUGUGGCGCAUGGAUACGUGGGAGCUGACCUCGCUGCUAUUUGCAAAGAAGCAGGUUUGCAUGCUCUGAGACGAGCUCUUGGAGGUUCCCACCAACCAUCGGAUCAGCAGCUGAUGGGGACGGUGACGGUCACUCUACAGGACCUGCAGUGGGCCAUGUCUGCUGUGAAGCCAAGUGCCAUGAGAGAGGUCGCCAUUGAUGUCCCCAAGGUCCGCUGGUCAGAUGUCGGCGGGAUGGAGGAGGUGAAGCUGAAACUGAAGCAGGCUGUAGAGUGGCCUCUGCGGCACCCCGAGGCCUUCAUCCGCAUGGGGAUCCAGCCACCCAAAGGAGUCCUUCUCUACGGCCCUCCAGGAUGCUCCAAGACCAUGAUAGCCAAGGCUCUGGCUAAUGAAAGUGGACUCAACUUCCUCGCUGUCAAAGGUCCAGAAUUACUGAGCAAGUACGUUGGAGAGUCUGAAAGAGCUGUGAGAGAGGUGUUUCGGAAGGCGAGGGCCGUCGCUCCUUCCAUCGUCUUCUUUGAUGAGAUCGACGCUCUCGCCGGUGAAAGAGGAAGCUCUUCGGGCUCUGGCGGUGUAGGAGACCGGGUCCUGGCUCAGCUCCUGACAGAGAUGGACGGCAUCGAGCAGCUCCAGGACGUCACUGUGCUGGCCGCCACCAACCGGCCCGACAUGAUCGAUAAGGCUCUGAUGCGUCCAGGUCGCCUUGACCGAAUCGUCUAUGUGCCUCUUCCAGAUGCUCCUACUCGAAGUGAAAUAUUUUCUCUCCAGUUCCGCAACAUGCCGGUGGCCCAAGACGUGUCUGUUGACGAGCUGGUGUCUAAAACGAACAAGUAUUCUGGAGCAGAGAUAACAGCAGUAUGCAGAGAGGCUGCCCUCCUGGCCCUACAAGAGGACAUCAAAGCUCAGCACGUCCAAGCCAGACACUUUGAAAGUGCCCUGAAUGCUGUGAAGCCCCGGAUCCCUGACUCUCUCAUCCAGUCGUAUAUCAGCUAUCAGCAGCAGCACAGCGGCCUGUGUUUCUUCUGAGCACGCCACCGUGGACGAAGUCAAAACUAAGAGACUGCUUUCACUUUGAUUUCUGAUUCUGUUUGAAAAGAAAGUGCCAAGUUAUUAUUAUGAACUAACAGAAGAACAAAUAUGAGGCUGGUUUAGUUAUCGAAUGCCAUCAUGUCUUAUUUCAAUUGUAAGUUUCCCCAAAUUGUUUGUUCAUACAUUUUAAUACUCUGUAAACAAAAAUGUGUGUUUACUCCACAGCUUUUCUUUGGUUGUUUUGCAGAAUGACUCAGUGUGUCUUUCUUUAAUCAUAUGAAAUAUUAAUAAUGUAUUAAAGUGCAUUAUUUAUGUA